Molecule: messenger RNA, 308 nt
Organism: Plectropomus leopardus (leopard coralgrouper)
Lineage: Eukaryota; Metazoa; Chordata; Actinopteri; Perciformes; Serranidae
Source: RefSeq, a predicted model, not a curated record
UCAGUCUGUCGUCUCCUCUGGACAAAUGGGACGAGGUGAACCUGGACGUGGACGACGGAGGACACAAGAGGAGACACGAGAAGCGCUGCACCUCCCACCACUCGUCCAGCGAACUGCUGUGGUCUGCUGAGUUUAAAACGGAUCCGCUGACGAAGAACUCCUUCGACAUGCGCAGCUUCGAUGAUCUCGACUUCAUUUCCUCCUCACAGGACUGCACGGUGUCCAGACAGCGCAGAAGGACUCGUUCCCUUCUGGCCAGACACGAGUCUCUGGAGGACGAGUUUGUCAGAGCAAAGGCUGCUGUGGAG